Acanthocheilonema viteae is the source of this 141-nucleotide messenger RNA. NCBI's taxonomy places the organism in Eukaryota, Metazoa, Nematoda, Chromadorea, Rhabditida, Onchocercidae. The record is from the annotation of a GenBank genome assembly.
AUGGUCAGCUGUACAUUGAUAAAACGGUUCACCUUUACGUUGAAACGAUCAAGUGGCAAAAGUGGUUGGGGACCAUAUCGUAAUAUUCGAAAAGGUGAUCACUUUGUUGGUACUGAACCACCUCCAUUGAAAUAUCAUGUG